Rhizoctonia solani is the source of this 3375-nucleotide messenger RNA. Its product is annotated as Retrotransposable element Tf2 protein. Gene Ontology annotation, biological process: DNA integration. Gene Ontology annotation, molecular function: nucleic acid binding. NCBI's taxonomy places the organism in Eukaryota, Fungi, Basidiomycota, Agaricomycetes, Cantharellales, Ceratobasidiaceae. The record is from RefSeq and is a predicted model, not a curated record. Bases 1 to 3375 code for a protein of 1124 amino acids. The transcript has a single exon.
AUGGACAAUCUAGAUAGUUGCGUUGAAUUUGUAUCAGUUGGCCUUGAUUCGAAUAAAAAACCCCUACUAUUUAUCAACCUACACGUCCAGAACUCCCCGGCAGAUCCUAUUAAAACCCUUAUAGACUCAGGAGCCACGUCGAAUUUUAUCUCCCCCUCGAUUGUGGAAAAACUGAAAAUCCCAAAAACCCAACUCGAAAAUCCACGAGUUGUGAGAAUGUUAGACGGUACCCUGUCCCAGACUGGUCGCAUAUGGCACCAGGUUCAACUCGCGGUUUUGGCCAAUGGCCACUCACACACAAUUCCCUUCCUAGUCUGUCCCAUUGGGGACACCCCGGCAAUUUUAGGCAUGACAUGGUUGACGGCAGAAGCUCCCCUCAUUGACUGGCAACAGGGAUUGGUUACCUUCCCUGAACAAGUACAAAUUGCCUCAGAAGAGGAAGCGGACUCGGACCCUUUAGCGGAUCUCCCCCCUCAGUACCAUGAGUUUGCUAAAGUCUUUGGCGAAGAAGAAUUCAAGGUACUCCCUCCACAUAGGGAAUACGACAUUGCCAUAGACCUUGUCCCAGAUGCCAAACUGUCCCCUGGGCCCAUAUACGGAAUGACUGACGCAGAAUCCAAGGCAUUGAAACAACACAUCGAUGAAGAACUAGCCACGGGCAAGAUCCGCCCCAGUACCUCAUCCGCCGGAGCCCCCGUCAUGUUUGUCAAAAAAGCUGAUGGUUCUCUUAGGCUUGUUGUGGAUUACAGAAAGCUCAAUGAUGUCACCCAUAAGAACGUCUACCCACUCCCCAGACAGGACGACCUCAUGGCCAAGUUAAGGCAUGCCAAGAUAUUCACCAAGUUGGACUUACGCUGGGGCUACAACAAUGUACGAAUUAAGGAAGGAGACGAAUGGAAGACAGCCUUUAGAACCAAAUACGGCCUCUUCGAAUACCUAGUCAUGCCCUUCGGCCUCACCAAUGCCCCUGCAGCGUUCCAACACUUCAUGAACAACCUGUUCCGGGAUCUGAUUGACAUUACCGUGGUAAUAUACCUAGAUGAUAUCCUCAUUUUCUCAGAAAAUCCAGAGGACCACCCGGCUCACGUCAGAGAAGUGUUGUCACGACUUAUGAAGAACCAGCUUUUCUGCAAGCUAUCAAAAUGUCACUUCCACGUCACGACGGUCGAUUACCUUGGGAUUGUUAUAUCCCCAUCAGGCUUUUCCAUGGAUCAGAAGAAGGUAGAAGCAGUCACGUCAUGGCCUCAGCCCAGAACGGUCAAACAAGUCCAGGCAUUCUUAGGCUUUGUCAACUAUCUCCGACGGUUCAUUCCCAACUUCAGCUCUGUCGCACGACCCUUGCAUAACCUCACCAAAAAGGAAACCCCUUGGUCAUGGGGAGACCUAGAGGAAGCAGCCUUCCAAGAGUUAAAGGUCCUAGUUACCCAGUCCCCGGUUCUGAUUCACUCCAACCCCGAACUUCCCUAUUACCUGGAAACGGACGCGUCAGGAGUAGCUAUGGGUGCCAUCUUAAGCCAAAGAGGCCCAGAUAAUCGGUUACAUCCUAUUGCCUAUAUGUCCAAAUCAUUUUCAGGGGCGGAAGCUAAUUAUGACACCCACAACAAAGAGCUCCUGGCUAUUAUUAAGGCAUUGGAGGAAUGGAGGAUAUUCUUGGAGGCAACGGACAAACCGGUACAAGUGUUCACGGACCAUCGGAAUCUGGAAUACUGGAUGCAGGCACAGACAUUCAACAGAAGGCACGCGCGAUGGCGUAUUUUCCUGAGCGACUUCAACUUUGAAAUCCACUAUCGCCCCGGAAAACAAUCAGGAAAACCAGACGCGCUAUCCAGGAGAUCAGAUUACAUAGACGCUCCCCCAGAUCCAGAAGUCAUGCUGCCAUCAGAGGUCUUUGCCAACACAUCAGAAGCGGAACUCGAGAUUGUCACAGAAAUCCGAGAGAAGCUGAAGGACGACCCAUCCCUGGAACCCAUCAUCCAGUUCCUGACAGAAGAUGCAGACAACGCCCCUCCUUCCAUUCGCAAGGCAUACAGGGAUUAUGACUGGGAGGAAGACCUUCUCUGGUACCGCGGUAAACUAGCUGUCCCAGAUUCGGAAGCCCUAAAGGAACGUUUACUCAGGGAAUUUCAUGACUCACCCCUAGCAGGGCACCCGGGACAACAGAGGACCCUGGAGCUCCUAAGUCGCAACUACUGGUGGCCAGGUAUGAAGUCAUCUGCCAAGGAAUGGGUGGAAUGUUGCCCUAUCUGUCAAGCCAACCGACGCGCUCACGCCCCUGUCAUCGCCCUGAAACCCUUAGAAGUUCCCCCCUUUCCGUUCCACACAAUAUCCUAUGACUUCAUCACAGGAUUCCCCAGGUCUAACGGGCACGACGCAAUCUUGGUAGUAAUCGACUCCUUCUCAAAGUUUGGACAUUUCAUCCCAACUUCCAAAAAGGUUACCGCAAAAGGUCUUGCCGACUUGUUCAUCACUCACGUCUGGAAACUCCAUGGACUACCUGUCAGAACCAUCUCAGAUCGAGGGACUACCUUCACAGGGAAAUUCUUAAGGGCGUUAUAUCAGCGGCUUGGGGUCAGACCAGCAUUUUCCUCGGCCUACCAUCCAGAAUCAGACAGACAAACUGAAAGGGUUAACCAAUUUAUCGAGUUCUACCUGCGCUCCUACGUUGCCGCUGACCACUCCGACUGGGCCGCAUGGCUACCAUUGGCAGAAUACGCAUACAAUAAUGCCAAACAUGCAGCAACAGGGAAGUCACCCUUCGAGCUGGUCUAUGGACGAAACCCAGUCAUGAACCCGUCCAACGUACCGGCCAACGUCCCAGAAGCAGACGCGGUAGCAGAUACAUUAGCCCGGGAAUGGAAGGAAGCAGAAUCAGCUCUCCAAAUGAGCAAAGAACGGAUGACAAGAAGCCAAGGGGUAGUACCUGAGUUCUCAAUAGGCGAAAAAGUCUGGCUGGAUGGAAAAAACGUGGACCUUAGGACCAAUUCAAAUAAACUGGACCCAAAACGCCUUGGGCCCUUCAAGGUCAUAGAAAAGAUCUCCAGCCACGCCUACCGCCUGGAACUACCGGAAACUUUGAAAAUCCAUGACGUCUUCUAUGUUGGGUUACUAUCAAAAAGCCACGAAUCACCCAGUCAGCCAUUCCCAGAACAACCUCCCCCUGAGACAAUAGAAGGGGAAGAAGAAUACGAGGUUGAACAAAUCAUUGACUCUAAACGCCAACGGGGAAAAUGGUUCUAUUUGAUAAAGUGGAAAGGAUACGGUCCGGAGGACAAUUCAUGGGAACCAGAGGAGCUAUUAGAACACAGCCAGGAAGAGAUCAAACGCUUCAACCAAGCUAGACUCAGAAAGGCUUGUGACGCCGCCAAGAGCCUUUAA